AUGCCACCAACAGGCAGAAAAAGGACAACAGUUUCAUCGGUUGCUGUUACAGCAGAGUCUACUAAGCGUGUCCGCUUGCCCAACUACGCCGGAGAUUCUUUCAGCACAUCCAGAUCUCAACCCGGAAGGCUCGGAUCGUCCGCGCGCCACGCUCUGGACGGCAGAGGUACCACGGCUCCCAGACGUGACAAGGGUUCGCCAGUGUUUUCGGACACGGGCUUAUUCGUUGCCGAUGACCUUGACGCGUCAGGGGCUAAGUCAAGCCAGCCUGUCUCGCGGAAGACACUUCGCUCUGGACAGAUUCCUGACGCCGAUGUGAACAGCAGUCUACCGUCCAGCUUCCUUCCGGAUUCCACCUCCCACGCCAUUCCAAGUACAGACACUGCUGACUUGUUGACGCAACAUGCUUUGCCGUCGCCCGAGCUGCCGGAUGAGCAGGAUCUCACAGAUCUGCCCGAGACCCUCACUAAAUACGAGAAGAAGCUCAAGAAGUUUGUCGACCAGUGGCACGCAUCCCUUGUCAAGAAGGGCAUACCGGAGCAUCUAGCCUACGAGCUUGCUAAGCGCUGUGUUCAAACCAGUGAUAAAGAAGGCGACUCAGAGACAGACAGCCAUAAUGCGCGUCGCGUAGAGAAGCCACUCUUUCCUCCAGGUACGCUCUUGAAAGGCACCCAGCUCUUCCAGGCAUCCACGCAAGUCUUGCCGCAUGUGCUAAAUAAUCAUGGAGGCGACAACGAAGACAGCGACAUCCCCUCACGGCCAUCUGCCAACCGUAUUCUCACACAGGUCUCUCAGACCGAUGACGAACCCGUCGUGAUACGGCUCGGCGUAGGUGCGCGAGCACCGAAGCCGGGACUGGGCGGAGGUGACAAGCCAAUUACUCUGGUAGAGGCCUUGAAAGCAAAGAACAGACUCAGGAACCAUUCCGAGGAGGGACAUGGCGCUUUCGACACCCUAGCUGUUGCUCGCAGGCUGCAGGAAAGGGACUUUGAAGGCAGGCUGUCUUCUCAAGAGAUCUGUGUCAUAGGUAUCGCCGUCCUACAUGAGGUAUUCGGCGACCGAGGCCAGAAACGGCUCGCUGAUGCACUGACACAUCUUUAUGGCCGCCACCCGCGACGUCACCUCGCCGACCUCGACCGGAACGCGGGCAGGGUGGCAGACGAGAUCCGCGAGGGUGGGCAGGCGACCCUAUCCAGCUUCACCCUACGUUGGGCUCAGGCCGUUCAGCACGACAGCCCCAACAUGUUGACAAUCGACGAUAUUCGACUGAUCGACAUGAAGGUGUCGCUCGUCCGUGAAUGGGAUCGCUGGUCGAACCCGGCCGCGACAGGAUCCAAUAAAGAUAUUGAAGACUUCCUCGUCAAGAACGGAAUAGACACCAACGCGGGGCUGACUCUUUCAACGAGAAUCGCCAAAUAUCUCAGCAGGAAGCUCUGUCUUCCCGAAGGCACCUUGGCCAAGAAGAUUUAUGCCUGGCGACCGCUAGCAGUGAUGGUAGACGUCUUUGGUCCAGGAAUCUACGUCUUUGUCUCCAGGAGCCUCUUUACGUGCUAUAAUAAGAUUCGUACCACCGAUGGCAUUAAAAAAGAGGAUAAGUUCCGUGCCAUGGCACUUGCUGUUGCAGACGAGAUUCCUGACCUUUUAGAAAUCUGCCAGGCAUCGUAUGCGCAUGUCGUUCAGCCCGUCCUGGAGUCCCUUGUUGCUGGUAACAACAUGAUGCAAGGUCUUUCCAGGGACUUGAGAGUUCCUGGGGUUCAGAUGGCUACAGACGGCGAUCAACACAGCUUGCGAAAAACGUCCAUUCCAGAACUACUCGGUAUUUGUAUAUCUCCACGAGGUUUUGUAGAGGAGUUGGACAGUGUGACAGGAGGUGAUGCUGAUGCUCGGACGGAAAUGGUCCGCCACCGUUCUAAUCUCCAUGAGCAUCACCAUGAAGAUGGCAAAGAUAGUGAUGGCGAUAACGAUGAUGAUGAUGAAAGUGGUGAAGAAGAUGAUGAGAAUUGUGAUUGA
Fusarium proliferatum ET1 is the source of this 2010-nucleotide messenger RNA. RefSeq lists its product as uncharacterized. The transcript has a single exon. NCBI's taxonomy places the organism in Eukaryota, Fungi, Ascomycota, Sordariomycetes, Hypocreales, Nectriaceae. Bases 1 to 2010 code for a protein of 669 amino acids. The record is from RefSeq and is a predicted model, not a curated record.